CACUCAAUUUAUUUUCUGAACAUGUUGCAUGCACGUGUCGCCUGAAUCACGUGACAGCUUGCAUAUACCUGACCAUGUGAACGUGCAAUACCUGAGCAAAUCAGCGCACAACUCUACUCACAUCUCAAGCUUACGGUCAGUUGACGUCAAACACAGCACUCACCACUUGUAGGUGUGUGCGAAGGAAAUUGGUUUCUCGAAAGAUCAUUAUGGGAGCAAAAGGAAGCAAGCCUGAACUGAACCUCCUAAUGGUUGGUAAAACUGGAAAUGGGAAAAGCUCAACAGCAAAUACGAUCUUAGGACGAGAGGUUUUUAAAAUGUCAACCAACAUGUCGGCCUGUACGAAGGAAGUUGGGUUGUUUAGUGUUGUUAAUGAUCAAGGUAAAGUGAAUCUUGUUGAUACUUCUGGGCUCGUUGAUACAGAAAAUGAUGUAGUGGAGGAUGCUAAAUUCGCCCGGUCAAACAUGAAUAAAGCAUUUGAACUAAUCAGUUGUUUCCAUGCUUUGCUCCUUGUUUUAAACUUUCAAAACAGGUAUACUGCAGAGGAAGUAGGAGUUACUGAAAUGAUGAAAGCUAUUUUUGGAUCUGAUAUAAUACGCAAUCACUGCAUCGUUAUAAUAACACACGGAGACAAUUUUUAUAAAAACGUAGAGGAAGAACCAACUUUUAUUAAAAACAAGCAAAACAUACCCAGAAAUCAGCUUUUUCAGCGUUGGUGUGAUGAACAGAUUGGGCCUCUGCAGGAAUUGUUUAGAGAAUGUAAGCGUAGAAUCGUAUUGAUAAACAACAAAGGUUCAUUUGAAGAGAAAGAAAAUUCUGUAUCUAAGAUUAUUGAAUUCACUGCUGGCAUUAAACCGAACAACAUUUACACUGUAACGAUGUACAAUCGAAAUGAAGAAAACAGAAAAAAAUUAAUACUUACAGUCUACUUAAAGCAGUUGACAAAAAUAUACGAUGAUAAACUGAAGAUUAUGUCUAACGAUUUGGAUCUUAUUCUUUCCAGAGAUGAGUCAAUACGUACGAACUGUAAAUCCCUUUUAAAGGAACUCUCUGAAACUCCAGCAGUCUUAUCUUUAGUGGAAACGAGGGUUAAGGAUUUUGUUCAAUUGAAAGAGCAAAGAAAUGUUACCAAUGCUGAAUUCAAUCAGUUAAAAGAUCUUAUGAGCAAUAAGGUAAUAUUAGAACUGUCAAGUCUUUGCACAAAGUUCUCAAAGCUUGAGUCUCCCCUGAAGUUGGUGGCCGAGCUUAAGGAGAGUACAGAUACACUGUUGGCUAAAGUUAGGGCUGACGCUCAAGGCACCGAUAAACUCAAACAAGUUGAAGAAAAAAUUAUCAAAUUUCAGAAGAGAUUAAAGGACAGUGUUCGUCACUGGUAGUAAGAAAUAACAUAUAGUAGACAUGGCGUCACAUGGCCGGGGGAGGCGUUUGCGGUUAGAACAGAUGACAACAUUUAAGAGGUGACAACAUGAUACAAUUCGUAAAAUGACGCCCAACCUAGUAACGACGCUGCAUAUAAUGGAAUACAAGUCCAUACCUUGGUUAGAACAUUAAAUUUAACUACCUAUAUGGUAUAGUAAAGUAAUACCCAGUCGAUACUACUUUAAAAUUAUGUAGUGUUGUUGCUUUUUUGAAGAAGUUGAAACUCGCAUGUUUUUUUCUUCGUUUCCUUUGUUUAGUGUAUUAUUAUUAGUUAUUAUUUUUUCUUUAAGUUUUAUACACUAAGUUAUUGCUGACAUAGCAGCUUUUAAAAAAAUCAAAUUAUUGUAAUUUGUGUAGCCUUCAGUAUUAAUUUGAAGGUUUGAAGGAUAAUCAUUUAUGCUUUUAAAUUAAGAGCACCAAUUUGUUUUCAAAUUUUGAUUAACAUAUUCCUUCCUUUGUUUAGUUCAAACAAUGUUAGAUAACUGUAAUCCUAAUUGUUUUUUUUAUAGAUGUGCUUAUUACAGUUUUUACAAUGUAAUGUAUAUUCAAGAAUACACAUCAACGUUUGGUACCUUGAUAAUUUAUGGUCAGCAAGUCAUUUCUCAAGACUUAACUUUUGUUGUUAGAGGGGUCAAAAGCG
This is a messenger RNA of Physella acuta, 2059 nucleotides long. RefSeq lists its product as uncharacterized. NCBI's taxonomy places the organism in Eukaryota, Metazoa, Mollusca, Gastropoda, Physidae. The record is from RefSeq and is a predicted model, not a curated record. Gene Ontology annotation, molecular function: GTP binding.